This is a messenger RNA of Acanthocheilonema viteae, 3777 nucleotides long. The record is from the annotation of a GenBank genome assembly. Lineage: Eukaryota; Metazoa; Nematoda; Chromadorea; Rhabditida; Onchocercidae.
AUGACAUCCAAUGAUUGCGACGAAAGUGCUGAAAUUGAUGAAUAUCAGGAAAAUGCUGGAUCGGUGAUCAACACAUCAGGAUAUUUUAGCCAUGUGGACGAGUGUUUUGCUUUAACUGAACAGGUUCCGGCGACAUACUCAUCUGGCACGACAAAAACAAAACUAACGUGUUUUGAUGUUGGCCAUAAUUAUAUUGCAUUUGGGAGUAGCUGUGGUACUUUGUUCCUUUUCAAUCGUCGAUUAAAUCGCAGCGCUACUCCCUUACGAACAAAUACCGAUGAUCUCAUUACAUGUAUAAAACUUUCCUCAGGAAAAUGUGAUUUGCUCGCCGCAGGGCAUUGUUCCGGAAGCCUUGCAAUACUGAAUUUCCCAACCGGGAAGCCCGGUUCGACCAGAAAAUUGGAACAAACUCUGUCAUUUGAUGGACAUAAGGGGCAUGCAAUCAGUUGUAUUGCUUGGGCAGAAGAUGGAAAAAGAGUGUUUUCUGCCGAUGAUGCUGGCAUUGUGGUCGUCACUUCAGUAGAUUUUAUUCAUAAUGUCUUUCAAACAACAUUUAUCAGCCUCGAACAUUCUUGUGUGAUGCAAUUAACUCAUGCCUACAAUCUCUUAGCCCUCUGCACUGUCAAGAGAGUGGCUGUUAUUGAUGAAAAAUUUUUUGAUUCUAUUCUGGAAAUCGAUCAACAUCAACAGAAAGCUAUUAGUAUAAAUCUAAUUGCUAAACCCUGUGGAGCAGAAUUGUUCGUUCUUCAGUCGGAUGGUUUCAUAAUUAUUUACAAUAUUUCCUAUGGUGAGAACAAAAGAAGUUUUAGUGUGUCGGAGAACGUAAUGCAAAAGAUACCACAGCAGAUUUUUCAAGAUUUUUCAACUGACUGCAGGUCACAGCAGUGGAGAUCAUGUAUGUUAGCGGUGCAUUCACAAAUUUUUAUAGUUUAUCUCUGCAAUUAUAUUGUUUUAUUGAACUGUGAGGAUGAGACGAAAACGUUAUCAUCAUUUAAUAUUGACUCUCUUUUCCACGACAGAACAUUUGAAACAUCUGUUUGUGUUGAUCCAAAAUUCUCAUGUCCAACUGUUUAUGUCCUUGGCCCAGACAAUCGUGUUUUUCGUCUCUCCUCGGAUGAAGUUCCUUCAUAUCUAACAGAAGCUCGCGAAACACACAAGGAAUUCACUUCGCGAACUUUCUUGUCCUCUUUUCAAAAAACCACUAAAUUACUGCCGAAUGCUUCGAAGGAUGUAUUUUUGGAUGGCUUGAAAGUGGCAAAAGAGAUGAAUAUCUUUUCUACGUUACGUAAUUUUCCCCUUCCGGCCUUGAAUGAUGUGCCUGAUCUGAACUGCAUUCUCCAUGAUAAUCUCAACUGCAGUUCUCUUUGUAAUCAAUCAUCGAAUGGCGAUUCGUGUGGUAAUAAGUCGACGAAUAUCGCAGCGCAUCAAGACAAGAAUAAUAUUUCGAAACAUUUUGAGCAGAUGCAAAUACAACAAAACAAUAUUAUAGAAAAUGUCAACAAGGUGGCACAAACAUUAGUUGAUAGAGUGGGCGGAUUUGGUACACAGGUCGAAGAUGGCUUUCCAGUGCAGUCCAUAUAUGAUACUGAUUCUGUGGACGUAGGAGAAACAUUAUUUCCAGUUGAACAAGCCGGCAUUCUUCAAGAAAUUAUGGUACGUAGAACGAAAACGGCUCCUACAAGUAAGCGGAAGAAAGCUGAAAAAGUGGAUGAUAUUGAUAAACAUAGUUCAAUGGAUUCAUCUAAGGAGGAUCUAAGCCCUGUUGAUGAGUAUACGUUGAAAAGCAUUAAAGGAGCACUUACAAUUCCUUUACAAAGUGGCAAAGUGAAUUCCCAGCCUCAGAACGAUUUCCAUGAUGGCAGUAUCGAACAAAUAGUUGGCUGCAGCGAAGAAAGUCAAGAAGUGCUUCGGAAUGGUGAACCGAAUGAUGGUGAGGAUAUGAAAAGUGAAGAGCAUGAUCCAGUAACAGAGCAAUCCAUGACAGAAAUUGUAAUGAAUUCAUCAGUGCAAGAAAUACCGGAAGAGGGAAACGCUUAUGAAUUUUUAAUGAAGGGUGCGCUAGAGAGAAAGCCUUCUGUUUUCGAGAGAGCAACAAUCAGUGUUAUGUGUUGCCCAAAUGAUGAACACCUAAUCAAAGACGUUAUUGUGAUGAAUAAUUUCAGUGAUAUUUGGAGCGAGAUAAAGUUACCAUAUUCCUGUUCUUCUUUUUCUGUUUCUUCUGAAUAUCUUAUUAUUUGUCAUUCAAAAAAGAAAAGAAGACCUCAUUAUUUACUUAUUCCUUAUUGUGGUACUCCGCAAUGGAUGAAAUUGAAACAAAAAGCGGAUCAUUUUGUUGUUAAUGAUAGUGGCACCUUGCUGUGGAAAAUUUUUAAAAAUGUUGCAUUUGCGCCCGCGGAAAGUGACAGUGGAUCUGGUUCCUUUUUGACAACUUCUCAUUGGACUGUUGUUGCUGAUGAGGGUGGUGGUGUUAUUGAAGCUACACUAACUAGUCGUUCAGCUUGGUAUAUAACAAAGUCAAGAGAGGUUUUUGUGCAGCUAUGCUUGCCAGAAAUGGGAAUUCUCAGUAGAUGUGAAACAUCAUGGCCAUUACACUCUAUUACUGCAAGUGAAUUGGCAGUUUGGGCGCUACAAGUUGAAUCAGGUCGCCUUGUAGUACGUACUGGACUAAAACAUAGUCCAAUUGGAUUGGAUUGGGUUGAAGUUGCGCUUUAUGGACCUACACGUUUGAUUAGCAUUUGUUUAUAUGGUCAGAGCGGUUGGGCAAUUGAUGAAAAGCGUUCAUUGUGGUUCACAAAUGGUGUGGGAUAUCAAAGCCCAUUUGGUUGCACAGGAAGCUGGAUGAAAGUUUAUAAUCCGUGGGAUGUUUCACCGGAUUUUAAUCGGUUGUUGACUUUGCCAUGGGUUAUUCGCGUCUCUUCGGCCGGAGUUUUUGUAUGUACCGACCGUAAGUGUUAUUGGUCAUCAUCUAGUUCUCUUUCUGGGCAUCGUCUGGAACACAUUGUGCGCGGUAAGCUCUCAGUGGACAACAAUUUCGAAUUAAUAGCAGGUGGAGGUUUGACAGAAGAUUUUGGUGAGUAUUUUGAAUCGCUGCCGAAACUUGUUUUAAUAAUUGAAAUAUCAUCCUUUGACGAGAGUGUGUAUGUGUUGGAUAGUUCUGGUUGUAUAUACGUGAAGGAAAAUAUAAGUACUGCUUCUCCAUUUGGUGUUGAUUGGAAAAUCUUGGAUACAGGUUCACCAAUAAUAUCGUUUACUGUUACAUCGGUUUCAUUGUGGGUAGUUACGGCAGCUAAUGAGGCUUAUUUAUAUGUAAAAAAUAAGAAGGAACCAUUAGUUGGUACAAACCCUACAUGGAUUCAUGUGAAGGCUUUAGCUGGUUGUGUAUUCGAUAAGAUUCGUGCAUCUUCUAACGGAAUGUAUGUAUGGGUCUUUUCAAAGAACAGUGGGCGUGCCUGGGCUCGUAAUUCUAUUACGGAAAUGCUUCCUUCUGGAAAGUCAUGGACAGAGACAAAUGAUGAGCCUGGUGUUUAUGACUUGGCUGUGGGAUGUAAAAUAAUCUGGUCUCUUUCCGCUUCUGGACAGCUUCACAGGCUUCAAGGUCUUGCUAUGAGUGUUCGAGCUGGGAAUUAUUGGAAACCGGUUCCAGUUUAUUUAAAAACAAUAACUCUCGAUAGGAAAGAACGGUUAUGGGGUAUCGACUUCAACAGGCGAUUGGUUUCUCAUAAGCUGAAUUGUACCCUCCUACCAGUGAUGAUUAGUUUAUGGCCUGAUGAACCCUAA